AUGGAGGGAAGCGACGAAAUUGCAGAGCAGGGAUUCGACUAUUCCAUCGAGUCGAGCAGCAUGAAGCAAGGCGCCGAAGCACGACUUUUCCGAUGCGUUUAUUUGGGGCGGCCGGCGAUUCUCAAAGAGAGGUAGACGAAACCCCAAUUUGCUUUCUAGGCAUGGUUCAGGUUCGAAAAAAGUUAUCGGCACACGUUACUCGACGGGAAGCUGAACAAAGCGCGAACGCGCUCUGAGUUGAAAGGAAUUUGUCGCGCUCGAGAAGUUUGUUUUGUUUUUUACUCCAGACGCUUUUUUUUCGAUGGGAUACGAAAAUCUUACAGCUCCUUGUUGAAACGCCGACGAUUUUUUUUGUCGAUGGAGAGAAGAACAAAAUAAUCAUGGAAUUGGUGGAAGGACCAACGGCCAAGGAUUGGAUCGAGAGUCGACGUGCAGAAGAUAGUUUUGAAGUUAUUCCAAACUGUUUUCCUCUUUGAACUUUGAUAUGAAGAAGGUUGUCCACGAAUUCGGAAGACUUCUUGGCGGCUGUAUCGCCAGAUUGCAUUCUGGAGGUCUGGUGCACGGCGACCUGACCACUUCUAACGUCUUGCUCCGCGACGGAAGCUCGGAUCGUCCUGUUUUCAUUGACUUCGGUCUCUCUUCUCAAAAAAAUGUGAGUUGAUCGUUCUAUCUCUGUCUUUCUCUGUCUUUCUCAAGCUUUUUGCAAAGCUUAGGGAAAUCGUUUCACUAAGGAUUUGAAAAUAUCAUCAGAGAAACAAGAAGGAUAACGACGAUUCCUGGCCUGAAUAUUAAUAUAAUACAUAACAUGAUAUAAUUUAAAGAAAUAUAGUAAUUUAGUGUGUUCUAGAAACGCUUCAUAGAAGGUUUGCAGACAAAGGCUUUUGAGAUCAAAACUGCAAAGCCUCGAAAUAAUAUUCAGCCUUUUAUCAUGAAACCCUGUUCAAAACUUUUCGAGAGCACAAUUUGGAGAAAAAGAAAAUUUUGUUGCAAAUUUUUAAUACAAAGCAUAGUAUUACUCAUUUCUAAAAAAAGAUUUUUUUAAAAAAAUCGCUUUUUUUCUGAUUUUAAGGACCGAGAACCUGGUAUUUCAUUUUCCUAAAGUCGAUUUUUUGUCUAGAUCGUUUCCUACAGAAUUCUGGAUAACCAGGUGUCGGAUGCAGAAAAGUAGUGAAAGGUCUACCGAAAAGUGGUUAAUUGCUUGAAUCCGCAGAAUGUUUAUAAAAAUGUCCUCAGUCUUGUUUAGAAGACUCCCAUAAAGGUUGUGAAUGGAUGAAAUUUUAUGAUUUACUUCUAUAAUACCAAUUUGAGCUAGUUAUCUAUAUGAGGUGAAUCAUUGACCACUUUCCUGUUUACUGCUUCGAGAUAUGAUUGAACACAAUUAUUUCACAUCAAACUAACGGAAAUUUUAUAAUCCAGGUAAAAUGAUUCCUAAAAGACAUUAUUCUGCUGCGUCCGGAUGAUCAAGUCAUUGAGUGAUUUGUAGGUGACACCGGAAGAGAAAGGAGUCGACUUGUACGUGCUGGAAAGAGCUAUCGCGAGCACACACGUCGACUGCGAGCAUAUGAUGAAGGGGAUACUUGAGGGAUACCGGGCGGCCGACCAGAAGCAGAGCGGUGCCGUCACGAAAAAGCUGGACGAGAUUCGACUGCGCGGUCGCAAGCGGGACAUGGUCGGAUAG
Caenorhabditis auriculariae is the source of this 1678-nucleotide messenger RNA. The record is from the annotation of a GenBank genome assembly. NCBI's taxonomy places the organism in Eukaryota, Metazoa, Nematoda, Chromadorea, Rhabditida, Rhabditidae.